Lolium rigidum is the source of this 3028-nucleotide messenger RNA. RefSeq names its product fanconi-associated nuclease 1 homolog. Gene Ontology annotation, cellular component: nucleus. The coding region runs from base 1 to 2925 and encodes 974 amino acids. The transcript has 15 exons. Gene Ontology annotation, molecular function: 5'-3' exonuclease activity; zinc ion binding; 5'-flap endonuclease activity. The record is from RefSeq and is a predicted model, not a curated record. Gene Ontology annotation, biological process: interstrand cross-link repair. Lineage: Eukaryota; Viridiplantae; Streptophyta; Magnoliopsida; Poales; Poaceae.
AUGCUGAAGGGGCGCGAGAGCCUGGUCCGCCUCAUCGGCCGGCGUCGCCGCUCCCCUCUCCCCGCCUCCCUCGCCGCCGCCCUCCUCUCCUCCCCCGCUCCCUCCCACCAGGCCGACGACGCGGACGCGGACGCGGACGCGGGCGCGAGCGCGAGCGAGGCGGCUGAUGCUGGCCCGUCGUCGGGAGGGGGCGCCAGCGCCGGCGCGGAGCGGGUGGCCUGCCCCGUCUGCGGCGAGUCCAUCCGCGGCUCCGACUACAACGUCAACGCCCACCUCGAUAUAUGCCUCACAAGAGGAGCGAAACGGAAGCUAACACAGAGCAGCCUUCUGGAUUUCAGAUUCAGUAAAAAAGCAACAGUUAAGCCUAAUCCAGACAGUGUGGACAAUGAUGACGAGGCAGGAAAUAAGGGACUGGCAGGUGGAGACGUAUCUAGUGACACCGCAUUUUUAUCCAGGAAUAGUAGUAGUGACCCUGGAAGCCCCGAGGAUAGUGCUACCCCUUCAUUAACUGCCUGCCCGCGUGGUUCACCUGACAUUUCCGAGAUGCAUGAUACAUGUAUACCUUCAAAUGUUGUCUUGCCCAAUACGAAGAAUGCUGAAAAUGACGGCGCAGUCGAAAAGGACUCUUCCUACAUGCUUUCAGCAGGAACAACUUCUGGCAGUAUUGAUGCAUGCCCAGAUGUGGGUUCUAGCACCAAGGUUGUUGUUGACACUGUCAUAGUGGGCCGGAGGUUCCGUGAAAACAUUGAACUGCAAGAAGGUGUGGGCAUUACUGUUUUGAGAGAUCCUCAGAAUGCUAAGGAUCCUGAUGCUAUCAAGGUGCUUUAUGCAGGGUCUGAAUGUGAGCAGAUGCUUGGAUACUUGCCCCGAGAGCUGGCUAAAGUCUUGGCUCCUCUACUGGACAAACACUUUGUUGAGUGCGAGGGAGUUGUGGUUGGUUUGCCUGAACAGCAGCUUGACAAUGUGCCUAUCCAUCUAACUUGCCAGAAAUGUGAAGAUGACAAUGAGGGAUAUGAAGAUCUGAGAUACCGACAAUCCUUGUGGGAAAAUUUUCUUGGUGUUGUUAGAAAUGGAAAUUUACAGCGACCUAGCAGUGCAAGAUACCAGGAAAAUUUUAAUACCAUGCUAACGGAUGUUAUGACCAACCAUACACACCUUUUCAGUGAUAAGGAAACAUCAUUUCUAGGUUCUUUUAAGUCUCUAUCGAAUGAUGGCCAAAGGCUUUUUGUGAGGAUUUACAGUCGAAAAGGGCCGUGGUUUCGAGUGAGGAGUAUCUCGUAUCGUGAAAUAUCAGAUGUGGACCAUGCAGCCAUGGAGUUAAAGUUGGCAGGUUAUAUAGAGAUGCUUUCUUGCACCGAUGUUCCAUCUGAAUACGAUAUUAAAGAGAUUCUCGAUGUGCUAAGUGUUCCAGAAAUGAAGGAAAUGCUAAAGGAACUCCCUAAGGAGAACACAAACUGCACUCGUCGACAUGAGAUUCUCAGCACUCUUCUCUCUAUAUACAAUAAUGGAACCUGCACAACUCUACCAAAGCGAAUUGUGAAAUGGACGGGAACCUGUAUAAAAACCUCCAAUAUGGCUGAUGAACUUCUGUGGCGUGUUCAGAGGCUCUUUUUUCUAAAUGGUGAUCAAGAUCUUUCAUCAUUUCUAUUAGUGGAUCUUGGUCUGGUGAAAUUCCCAGACUACACGUGCAGCAUCUCUCAUUGUAUUUUUCAAGAAAGAAAUGAUUUACUGGAGUAUGAAGAGGCUAUUCGAGUGGCACAGUUCAUGGAUGAAUCUCUUGAUAAUGAUAACAUGGAAAUGGUGUCAAGAUGCGCCGAUUUGUCUGAGAAUCGACUAUGCACUAUGUUUAAAGACAAAGAUAGCAGUUUUGCUGAAUCUCCUCCAUCAUUCUAUUCAUGCUUUUCACCAACCUGGAUCUAUUCAAAAGUACUCACAUUAGGUGUCUCUGUUUACGAACGCGAACGCAGGUAUGCAGAUGCAAUAAGGACUCUAAAGAUACUACUCAGUAACGUUUCUUCUGGUAGACGGCGAGGAUAUUGGACUCUGAGGCUAUCUGUUGAUUUGGAGCAUAUGGGCCGCCCAAAUGAGAGCCUUUCAACAGCUGAAGGAGGAGUAGUUGAUCCAUGGGUCCGUGCUGGGUCAAAGAUUGCACUCCAAAAGAGAGUUCUGCGUUUAGGCAAACCUCCACGAUGCUGGAAAGUUCCUAGUUAUGCUGAUUCUCUUAGGAGAAAUAUAAAAGAGGUAAACAUCGAAGGAAGGCCAUUGAAUUGUGAAAUAGGAGCAAAGAAUGUUUUUUAUGGCUAUGAUGGGGAACGCUGUGGGGUAGAGCAGUUAGCUUUGCAAUAUUAUGCUGAUGAAGGAGGUGGUUGGCAAGGUACCCAUUCAGAAGGUGGGAUAUGGAUGACAAUCUUUGGCCUUCUGAUGUGGGAUGUAAUAUUUUCAGAAGUAUGCGAUGUUUUCCACUCUAAAUUUCAGACAGCCCCUCUUGAUUUUGAAACAGAUGACUUCUACAAGUCAAGAAAGGACCUUAUAGAAACACAGUUGGAAAAGAUACAGGACGGAAUGGCGGAAGAGAUGCUUAUCAGCUCAUGGGAACUACAUCAAGGGACAUCCUGCAAGGGUGUCAACUGGGACCGGCAUUCUAUGGCAGACCUACGAGCUGUCGUUGCGUGUGUUGGCGGCCAUCGCUUAGCGUUGCUGCUCCGGCAUCUAGCCCUUGAUUAUAGGAGUUGGUCUGGUGGAAUGCCUGAUUUGCUGCUAUGGCGUUUCCUCGAUGAACGAGGUGGUGCUGAAGCUAAACUUGCGGAGGUUAAAGGACCAAAGGAUCAGCUCUCUGAGCAGCAACGUGCUUGGAUUUUUGUCCUGAUGGAUUUUGGAUUUGAUGUGGAGGUUUGCAAAGUGAGCUUAGUUUCUAAGCGGAGAUAGCUCCCCUCUAUUCCUGGUGUAUCAAUUUCUUUAUAUUUAUUUCUUCGGCAAAAUGUAUUCAAACAUACCAAAAGCUGUGACAAGUAUAAGCAGCAUUGUUUUU